Molecule: messenger RNA, 1029 nt
Organism: Lindgomyces ingoldianus
Lineage: Eukaryota; Fungi; Ascomycota; Dothideomycetes; Pleosporales; Lindgomycetaceae
Exons: 1
Coding region: 1-1029 (342 amino acids)
Source: RefSeq, a predicted model, not a curated record
AUGUACUCAAUUCUCUUCACCGUCUUCAUUUCCUCAGUCCUCUGCACCGACCCCCGCAUCCUGCACCUCCCCAAACGCAGUCAUGACCUCCCCAAAGUCUCCCUCCCAUGCGUAAUUCGCUCUGGAACUAUAUCGCCUCUCUUCGGAAGCACAAACACCACAUGGGCCUCCGCAUCUGAAUGCCCACCGCCAGACAAGCUCAAGAAAGACGCUGCUGGCUCCUGUGGCCCCCUCAAGACCCCAGACUGCGCUGCCUACUGCGAAGAAAAGACAGCUUGGUUCUACGGCCGCGAGAUAGAAUUCCCAUUGCAAUGUCAAUCCAACAGCAAAUGCACACUCACCACCACCGACACUAUUACUGUGACGAAUUCGUAUACGGUGAAUGUCGGGCUGGAUGGUUCAGCAGGUGACGCGAAAACCGGACUCCUCAGCGCGCUGAAAGUCGGAUUCAGUUAUUCGUAUUCCGUCGCGUCGGCCAAAGCCCAGGGCCUAAGUCAGACAGCGCCGGAUGGAUACUGUGGAUACUGGACAUUCAUCCCAAUGUAUUGGGCCUCGUAUGGAUCGUUAACGCACGCGAGUCUCUUUACCUCCGCAGCACUCCCAUUCACAGGAAUGGUGCCGACAACCCAUUGCAACCGCGAUGCUGUGACGAAGAAGGUGUAUAAUUACAAGCCGGUGUUCGAUACGUCUGGGAAUCCGGUCGGCGAGACUGUGUUUGUAAAGAAGAAUUGUGUGACACAUAAGAAGCUAUGUGGGGUAAAGCAGGCACCGGUAUAUACGCAACAGUUCGAGCCUGAUCUCAAAGAUUCAACGAAAGGAUGGAUGUACACGGAUGAUAAGGGCUGCGAGGUGGAUGCUGGGGUGGCGAUGCCGGCGAGCGCAAUGUCAACGACGAGCGCACUUCCUUCCGCACCUACGAUAGCUGUUGGAGCGAAAUGUGGGAAUAAUGGUGAGUGCGACGCAGGUCAGAUAUGUAAUUCGGGGAGAUGCGCGGAGAAUACGUGGAAGCCGACUGGGAGAGCGAUGUAA